Aspergillus glaucus CBS 516.65 is the source of this 795-nucleotide messenger RNA. RefSeq names its product dynein light chain DYN2. Bases 104 to 388 code for a protein of 94 amino acids. The transcript is spliced from 7 exons. The record is from RefSeq and is a predicted model, not a curated record. Gene Ontology annotation, cellular component: cytoplasmic dynein complex. Gene Ontology annotation, molecular function: dynein intermediate chain binding; dynein light intermediate chain binding. Gene Ontology annotation, biological process: cilium assembly; microtubule-based process. NCBI's taxonomy places the organism in Eukaryota, Fungi, Ascomycota, Eurotiomycetes, Eurotiales, Aspergillaceae.
UGACGACGCUGUGCGACAGGAACUGCAUUGAAGAUUGAAGCAUAUCGUUGUUUCUUUGCUAUCCAAAUUCCAUAUACAUUCUGCUCUACAAUAUUCCGCAAAUAUGGCCACCGACAAGAAGGAGAAGAUGGAACCGCAAAUCAAGUCCGUCGACAUGACGGAGGAUAUGCAACAAGAGGCUGUUGAAGUUGCGAUCGAGGCGAUGGACAAGUACCACGUUGAGAAGGACAUCGCCCAGUACAUUAAGAAAGAGUUCGAUUCGCGCAAGGGAGCAACAUGGCACUGUGUAGUAGGAAGAAACUUUGGCAGUUUUGUCACGCAUGAGACGAAACACUUCAUUUACUUCUACCUCGGGCACUGCGCCAUCCUCCUCUUCAAGACGCAAUAGAACCGCUCCGACUACACACAUUCAAAUCUCAUUCGCAAGGUCAGACGACGUUGUGCCUGGUCUCAGGAGAUGAUAUACCCCGUAUAUGUCUCACCACCAGGGGGGACUUACGGCGACAUACUACUUCGAUUGCUACACACACGAGCGACGUGGAGACUGUCCGCUGAUUUGGCCUGGAGGAGUUCUACGUUGUGGUAGCGGGUUCCCUCUAUUUCGCUUUCUCUUGUUCAUUUCUUGGUUGUCUUGUUGAAGCGUUUACGAAUUAAACAUUCGAGUGACAUAAUUAUAUGUGUAAACGACUUGGGCAGAAAGUUGGCAUGGCCUUGUAAACAUAUAUCCAUGGUCUCAUUAUAGCAAUCGGUAUUCCUCCAUGACAGCGCAUACAAGGUCCUCCCAUUCCUCCAAGC